Messenger RNA from Lates calcarifer (barramundi perch), 4439 nucleotides. RefSeq lists its product as uncharacterized. Gene Ontology annotation, biological process: immune response; cellular response to lipopolysaccharide; negative regulation of T cell proliferation. The transcript is spliced from 12 exons. NCBI's taxonomy places the organism in Eukaryota, Metazoa, Chordata, Actinopteri, Centropomidae. The record is from RefSeq and is a predicted model, not a curated record. Gene Ontology annotation, cellular component: external side of plasma membrane. The coding region runs from base 1113 to 3314 and encodes 733 amino acids.
GUCCCCCCUCCCAUGGUAACAGGGGCCUCCCCCAGCAGGACAAUGCUCCCAACACACCACAGAAGCCAAGGCCUCCAAACUCCCCAAAACCCAAUCUGAUCCAGGAUCUGUUGGAUGAUCCAGAACAAGACAGAUCCAUGGAGGCCCUCUGUCCUGAAACCCUCAGGACCCAAAGGAUCCACUGUCAAUGUCCUAGUUCCAGACCCCGCAGGACCCCCUCAGAGUUCCUAGUCCAUGUCCUGCCAUGCCCUGUGACAUCAGAAAGAUCUCCUCAGUAUUAGUGUAACAGCAGGUCUGUAGCUGCUUCACACUGAAGACUCUGAGUUCAGUUCUUGAAGUGAUCAUGUCCUCACUUUGUUUCUCCUUCGGUUCCUUGUUGCUUGUUUAAAGGUUUGGUAUCUAAGUCUUGAUAAAGACCUGAAUCAUUAGACAGUCUCUGGCAUCAGGAUCAAUAGAAAUGAUUGAUCCCAUCUCUGUGUUUAUUGGAGCAGCUGCUGAUGAAGGUGUUUCUCCAUGUUUCUGUUCAGGUAACAGGAGCAGGUAAAUGUCUGGACUGUGCUUGGUCGAUGAAGAAGGUCGACUGACGUCAUGGCGUCGUGUUUCCGUCCGGUCUGUGGUCAGCUGCUUUCUCAGGAUUUAAUCCAACUGUUCUCAUGUGUUUCUGUUUGUUUCUUCGGACAAAGGAACGAGUCUGAAACAGAGACUGAACCGAGGCUCAGUCGGUCUGUGUCUGAAUGAGACGUUCAGAGGUCGGUCUGUGGAGGGAAACCUCCACCUGCUGGUCCAGACCGACGACCGCCUCCUACAGGAAGCAGCUCAGGUUUGUCUGAACCGUCUGAGUUAGGAUGUGUCUGAGAAUCCUCUGAGGACGGAACAGAAACUGUUCACACCUUUUCAUUUAGAGAGAAUGAAAAGGUGUGAACACACACACACACACACACACACACACACACACACACACUGAUUUCACCAUGACGCAGCUCUUGUUGAAACUGAAAGUGAAACUAAAGUUUCCUCUGCGUCAGUCUGAGUCUGAGCUGAGGACACAGUCAGUCUGAUUCAUUCAGCUGCGGUCACAUCACAGACGAACGGAUCGAACGGGAUUUAACGGGAUGAAGAUGUUGCUGGUGUUCGUGAUCUUCCUGCACGUUUCCCAGCAUGCCUUGGGUAUAGAGGUGUAUGAGGGGGCGGAGUCAGUCCUGCUGCCCUGUCAGGUCAACGCCUCUGUCUCUGAGAAGUCCACAGCGGUGUGGAGCCGAGAAGACUUCAGAGACCCGAUUGUUCAUGCUCGUCAGCAGAGUGGAGACGUCCUCGGAGACCAGAACCAUCUUUACACCAACCGAACGUCGAUGAGGACGGACGCUCUGCAGACUGGAGACCUCAGCCUCACUCUGAGGAAACCCUCCAUCAGUGACAGUGGCAACUACACCUGCACCGUCCGGAGGUCUGGACAAGAUCUGAGCCGGACUCAAGUACAACUGAAUGUUAUCUUGUCAACUGCUGAACCUCCAGCCUGGCCCAAGGUCCUCGCAGCUGUCCUGGUUGUCCUGGUUGUCCUGAAUGUCCUGGCUGCAGCUGUCAUCGGUGUCCUCAUGUAUAAAAUGUAUAAAGGGAUGAAGGAAAGAAAAGCUUCUUACUUCUACUCUCUGAUGAGAGACAUGAUGACGACGGUGUCACAGUUCUUCUCCAACGUCACCGGUCAUGGCGUCAGUUCACAGCAAGAACCGUAUCUAGUCAGACAGAAGGUCCACGCAGGUGUCCUGGUUCCUCUGGUUCCUGUGGUUCUCCUGUUUCCUCUUCCUGUGGUUACCGCUGUCAUCAUGUAUAAAAGGAUGAAGAACAGAGAAGUCCAACAGGUGGAGGUGGAGGAGGGGGUGGAGUCUGUCCAGCUGCUCUGCAAAACCACAAGGAACCUGCCUAAAGACGUCAGAGUGGAGUGGAGGAACCGUUACAAUGAUACAGUCCAUGUGUAUGCGAACGGCUCUGACCGACCUGAAGAACAGGACCAGGUUUACAGAGACCGAACAGAGAUGAAGAAAGACCUGCUGAGAACUGAAGACCUCAGUCUGACUCUGAAACACCCCACAGAUGGAGACAACUACACCUGCAGAGUCUACAGCAAGGAGGGAAAACUCCUGAUGAAGAAAAAAAUGGAGAUACAGGUCAGAGUUCGAAAGGUGGAGGUGGAUUCAGGGGUGGAGUCUGUCCAGCUGCCCUUCAAAACCCCAGAUCACCUGGAUGGAAACAUCAGAGUGGAGUGGAUGGACAGUGACAACAAGAAGGUCCAUGUGUAUGAGAACGGCUCUGACCGACCUGAAGAACAGGACCAGGUUUACAGAGACCGAACAGAGAUGAAGAAAGACCUGCUGAGAACUGGAGACCUCAGUCUGACCCUGAAACACCCCACAGAAACAGACAACAACAUCUACACCUGCACCAUCAGCAGGGAGGGAAACAUCCUGAUGAAGAAAGAAGUGAAGCUCCAGGUCAAAGUUCGAAAGGUGGAGGUGGAUUCAGGGGUGGAGUCUGUCCAGCUGCCCUUCAAAACCACAGAUCACCUGGAUGGAAACAUCAGAGUGGAGUGGAGGGACAGAGACAACAAGAAGGUCCAUGUGUAUGAGAACAGCUCUGACCGACCUGAAGAACAGGACCAGGUUUACAGAGACCGAACAGAGAUGAAGAAAGACCUGCUGAAAACUGGAGACCUCAGUCUGACCCUGAAACACCCCACAGAAACAGACACCUACACCUGCACCGUCUACAGCAGGGACGGACACAUUUUGAUGAAGAAACAAGUGGAGCUAAAGGUCAAAGUCCCUAAGGUGGAGGUGGAGGUGGAUUCAGGGGUGGAGUCUGUCCAGCUGCCCUUCAUAACCACAGAUCACCUGGAUGGAAACAUCAGAGUGGAGUGGAUGGACAGAGACAACAGGACGGUCCAUGUGUAUCAGAACGGCUCUGACCGACCUGAAGAACAGGACCAGGUUUACAGAGACCGAACAGAGAUGAAUGAAGACCUGCUGAGAACUGGAGACCUCAGUCUGACCCUGAAACACCCCACAGAAACAGACAACAACAUCUACACCUGCACCAUCAGCAGGGACAGAAACAUCCUGAUGAAGAAACAAGUGAAGCUACAGGUCAAAGUCUCAAAGGUGGAGGUGGAUUCAGGGGUGGAGUCUGUCCAGCUGCCCUUCAAAACCACAGGUGACCUGGAUGAAAACACACUACACCUGCACCAUCAGCAGGGACAGAAUCAUCCUGAUGAAGAAACAAGUGGAGCUACAGGUCAAAGAGUGAACUCAGGUCAAAUAUGAACCAGUCUCUGAUCCUUCUUCUAAGAUGAACUGAUUCAUCAGUUUGAUCAGUCUUUGAUGAUUGAGCUGAUGGAUGAAGACAGGAGGACGCUUUGUCAACUUCUUUCUACUGACACUGACACAGUCUGCAGACUCAGUAUUGAUCAGUCAUCAGUAUAUAAACUUCAUUUAUUGAUGUGAUUACUGUGUUUUGUGGUCAUCACCACCUCCAGCUGCUCCUUCCCUCUCUUCCCUCUGGUUGUAGUACUGUUGUACCUUACCAUGUUUAGUGUCUCCUGAUGUACGACGAGGGUGACUGACCAGUUGAUGGACAAGCUCAGAUCCAUGUUCAGAGGACGAUCGUCCGUUUUCUCAGACAGAGCUGACGUUUAAACUUCAACGACCUGAAACUGAAAAAACUAGAAAACUUCAAACUCUGUGUAGAAUCAGUCAGAGAGCUGAACUGAACGUCCAGGUGAUGAGGUGUUGAACUCUCCUCCUUCUACCUUCUACCUUCUAGGACACAGACUGAUCUAUCAGCCCUCGUAUGGAUUAGAUACAGUGGAUGGAUUAUUGGAUGUAUUAGAUCUCCUGUCUGUCACUAUCAUGUAUAUAUAUGUUGUGUAUCAGCUUGUUGCAGCUCUUCAUUGAAGCUUCCUGAUGUUUCCACUGAGACUGUGUUCACACUGAGCUGGAUUCAUAUGAAUCUGGAUCUGUUUUCUCCACCUUGGCCUUCCUCUACUAAACAGUCAUUGUUCAGAGCAGCUCUCUGUGUUGUAGUGUUGAUUAUUAUCACUGAUGGAUCAGCAUGUCAGCAGUGUUGUAUUUAAUCUUCUGUACAUUGUGAGACUUUUCUUGCUGUGCUGAAUAAAAACCAGGUGGAUCGUGUUGAUCUGCUGAAAAGACAGAAUCCGUUUUAAUCCCUUCGGUCCUGUCACUCCACUGAUCCGAGGCUUCUACGACCACUUCCUGUUUAGACCCUUUGUUUUCUAACAACUCUGUUCAGUGUGAUCAUCUCUGCCCGUCAACAGAGGGAGGGUUAGAAAUGUGAGGACAGGAGCUGCUGCAGCUGAGGUUAAACCUUUAAAGGAUGAGAAGUUAUUGUUGUUGUACUCAGUGAUCGGAGACUCUGUAGGGACGAACUGA